GUGAAAAAAAUACCCAUAUCUUUCACUUCCUCAAAAACCCAGAAAUAAAAUAAAAUAAAAUAAAUGAGAAAGAAAUCAUUGAGGCAAAGCCAUAGGACAGUAGGAGAAGAAAAGUAUAGAAUAUAAGAGGAGAGAGAGACCACAUGUUGACAAACUUGAAGUCAUUGUUCAUGAGAAGUCAUGUGUUUGUGUAGGGAUCUCUUAUCUGGGUUGUGGGAUCUCUAUAUCUUCUCAUCAGAUACUGGCCCAGCAGAUCCUAAUUUCUAUAAAUAUAUAUAAAUAUUUCUAUAUAUUCUUUUUUAAUCUCAUGGUGCUGGUGCUGCGGCUGAUGAUGAUCUGACCCUGCUUCUUCAAUGGCACUGCAUAGACACCCACUUUGUUGUUUAGGCUCUGUGAGUUUCGGGAUAUUUUGAUGAAUCCAUGGUGGGGUUUUGAAAAGGGGUAGUAGCGGAUUCGGGUAUGAGGGAUGGGAACUGAAGUGCAGUCGAAGAUGUACAUACCGAGUUAUUAUUCCAUGAGGGAUGUAAAUGAUGAUGCUAGCAACAGUAGCUGGUCCCUACAUCAUGAAAACAAAGCUUUGAUGAAUGGACAAUACUAUGAUUUAUUCUUGACAAGACAAACUGUAGAGGGUUACUUGGGGUAUGAGAAAGAACAACUGAGACAAACUAUUUUGAGGCAUGAAUCCAUAUUUAGGCAUCAGCUACGUGAACUUCACCGUCUUUACAAAAGACAGAGGGACUUGAUGAAUGAGAUUAAAAGCAAAGAACUUCUCAAACAUUCGAUUCCGGCAGGAGCUUCACAAUCAAGUCUCUUUUCAUCCCGCAUAACAUCUGAUGAUGCCAAAAAGACGUGGCAUAUUCCUGAUUCUCCCCUGGUGGAUUCCACUAGUGGCAGACCAUCUAUGUCAUGCACAGACAGCAUCCAAUCUCCUUUUAGUUUUAUAAAAGGAAAGAUCAUGCAAGCUAAUGGUGUUCACACCCAAAAUGGAGGGAAUUUAAAGGACUGCGAAGUUUUAGAAUCUCACAGCAAGAAGCUUCACAGAAGAUUGAUUGACCUUGAACUCCCAGCUGAUGAUUACAUCAGCAAUGAAGAGGAACAACUAGAAGAAAAAGUUUCUGGGUUGUCAAGGGUGGAAAGUUACUCCCAUAACAGGAACUGCAAGGUUCCAUGUGAGAGUAAUGUAAAAUUGUAUAUUGCCGGUGGUAUGAGUUCUGGUUGUAAUGGUGAGGCUUCAAGAUCUCAUUUGUACUCAAGGGAAAGCCAUGGUUUGACCGACUUAAAUAAACCUAUCCAGGUUGAGGAAGCAUCUACUUCAGCUUCUGUUGAUAUUCUAGGUGAUAUCACUUGCUCCAAAGAGGAAGUUAGAAGACAGGACCUAUCUGUGAAUUCACAUUCAGACUCUCAGUGUUUGUCUAAGGAAUUCUCACAAAAUCUCCAUAGAGGAAGCAAUGAAAGCAUUUGUCUUAACAAUUUGCAUUUGGAGAAUGAAAGAUACCAAAAGGAGUGGCUAUCUUAUAAGUUUGGAGCUGGGCUAACUAGAAGCGGCAGAAAUUCUUGCCAUGGAGGUUUUUGUGCAGAUGAUUUGCCUGCACCAUCUGAUUCAUCACAAGUUGAGGCUAGGAAAGUCCAUGAGCCAGGGACUUUUCUUCCAUCUGAACAUAAUAAGACAGGAGAAGGGAGAAAAAGGACAAUUUUUGGUGUAGAAAUCUCUGAAAGAAAUCCUGAUGUAUCUGUCUUGGCUUCCCAUGGAUCUUGUCUGCACCCAACUGUGGCUCAAUCUGAUGUACUCCAUUCUGAGUCAUCUUCUGUUUCCUCUUGGAGUAAGCUUCCAAGUUGCUUCAGCCAGAGCCCAAUAUCAAUUCAUGAAAACUCUUGCUCUAACAGAUCACAUGUUACUAGCAAUUCAAGAUUGAACCCAAGUUUCAGAGCAGAAGUAUCCUAUCAAAAUGGUCUUUCCCUUGGUUCACAGUUGGAGGCCAGGGAAUCACAGAUUUGCUAUCAAUCAAAUGCUUCUAAUUAUCCAAAUGGCUUCAGCAACAAUCAUUCAGCUUCUGAACAACUUGUGAAACUUGGUCCUAUGAAAUUCUUUAAGGAUAUGAGUACAGAUGUGAAGCCUGCAAAGGGUUUGUGCAUAGAUGCUAUAAUUCCCAACUACAAUGAAGUCAUCUCUCAACAACAUGCUGUGCCUGUCUCCCCUAGAGAACCCUCUAUCUCCAAGCUAGAUGAGCAAAGGAAGAAUGAGAACUCAUGGGGCGGUUUGCCCUGGCUCAAAGCAAAGCCCCUUUGCAGUGGUGAAUCUUCCAAAGGGAAGGAAGCUUCGUACCAGAUGAAUUUGGAUUUCUUGCAAACCUGUUCUCAGACAUUUGCCAACAAAUCAGAGAUUGGUAAUGGUACUUCACAGACUUUGAUUCUGGAUUCUACAUCAGAAACUUGUGACCAUGAUGAUGAGCAAAAAAGGAUUAAAGUAGGUGACUGCCAGGGCACUAAAAAGAUUCUUGGGAUUCCAAUUUUUUGCAAGCCUUAUAGUUUCAAGGAUUUAUCUUCUCCUAAUUCACCCUCAAAGUCUAGUUGUGUUGCUUCUGCGGUUGAUGGUGAUAACACUCAGAAAUUUGGGUUACUUAAUACUGAUUUAGGUUGUGAUUCAUCCAAAUCUGGAGAGCUGCUCAAAGUGGAGGGUAUGGUUGUAGAGAAGGGACUGGUUAAUCAAAUUGCUGAAUCAAGACAUCAUAUUGAUUUGAAUUUAUGUGUGGUAGAAGAAGAGCCUCCAUCUACACACUCCUCUCUGAGAACCAACACGAAGAUUGCAGCUGAUAUAGACUUGGAGGCUCCGGCAGUUCUUGAAAUUGAAAAUGUUGUUUCUCCCAGAAGGGACUCUUUUGAAAACCAACUUAAGAAGCCAUCUAAAUUGUUGAAAGAUGUAUCUGGGGAGCUUCCUGAUGAGCUCGUUAGGGUUGCCGUAGAGGCUAUAAUUGCUAUCUCACUAUCUCCUGUGCAUGAUACUGAGGAUGUUGCAACUUUUCACCCUUCAGAAACUUCAAUGAAGGGCUCUCUCCAUUGGCUUGCAGAUGUAAUAUCAUUGUGCAAGGGUGACCCAGAGAAGGAGGUUGGAGCAGUUUCAAGGGGUGCUUGCGAUGAAGAUUCUGUACUCGAUGGUCUUGAUUACUUUGAGUUCAUGACACUGAAUUUGACAGAAACAGAGGUAGAAGAGCACCAUUGUGAGCCUCAGCCUCAGGCCUUGGAAGACCAAAAAGAUGAUGAAAAAAUGCGUAGACGACCUCGGAAAGGUCAGGCAAGGAGAGGGAGGCAGCGGAAGGACUUCCAAAGGGACAUAUUGCCAAGCCUUGCUUCUCUGUCAAGGUAUGAGAUCACUGAGGACAUUCAUACAAUUGAAGAACUGUUCAAAGCUACAGGUUCAACCUGGCAGUCAAACUUGGCACAGAGAGGAGCUGCUAAGAGUGGAAGGGGGAGGAGGCGUCUGAGGGGUUCCACUCCCUCUCCAACUGUAACUACAGUUUGCCCACCCCCAAUACUGCUGCAGCCUAACAGUGGAGAGGUGGGACUUGAGGAGAGAAGCCUAACAGGAUGGGGAAAGAGGACCAGGCGUCCCCCCCGGCAGAGAUAUCCAAACAGCAAUGCUCCCCUUGCCUUAAAAUAACUACAAAGAAAACAGUCUUUGAUUUGUGAAACGGGAAUUUUCCAUAGAGCUGAUCAUGUUCAUGGCUUGGUCCUAGCCCUGGAGCUAGGUUACUGAUGUACAUGGCACCAUAGCCCUGAUUUUCGGGUUUCCUUUUGAUUUUCAGUAUCCGGAAUGGACUUGUAUAUUUAGCAUAAACAACGUUGGUUUGUUCCUUAAAAGAGAAACAGCAUCUCUGCAGCUGUGAGUGUGGGAGAAAAAUCAAACUGGGUGGUUUUGAAUAUUUAGGUAGGCUUCAACUUGGCACCAUC
This is a messenger RNA of Vitis riparia (riverbank grape), 3945 nucleotides long. RefSeq lists its product as uncharacterized. Lineage: Eukaryota; Viridiplantae; Streptophyta; Magnoliopsida; Vitales; Vitaceae. The coding region runs from base 467 to 3655 and encodes 1062 amino acids. The record is from RefSeq and is a predicted model, not a curated record. The transcript is spliced from 5 exons.